AUGUGGAGGAGCCUGUGCAAACCUUGCACGUCCCUGGCUCUGCUUGGACUCUGUUUUGCAAUGGUCGUCAGAUCUCUGCCUUUCUCUGAUGCAGGGCCACAUGUGAACUAUGGCUGGGGGGAACCUAUUAGAUUAAGGCACCUAUACACAGCCAGCAAACAUGGUCUGUUCAGUUACUUCCUGAGGAUCAACAGUGAUGGCAAAGUGGAUGGCACCAGCAUUCAGAGUCCCCACAGUCUGCUAGAAAUCAGGGCUGUGGCAGUUCGCACGGUGGCGAUCAAGGGCGUCCACAGUUCCCGGUACCUCUGCAUGGAAGAAGACGGGAAGCUGCAUGGACUUCUCAGGUAUUCUACAGAAGAUUGCUCCUUUGAAGAGGAGAUACGCCCAGACGGCUACAAUGUAUAUAAAUCAAAGAAAUAUGGAGUCUCUGUGUCUUUAAGUAGUGCCAAACAAAGACAACAAUUCAAAGGGAAAGACUUUCUUCCAUUGUCUCACUUCUUACCUAUGAUCAACACCGUGCCUGUAGAGUCAAUGGAUUUUGUGGAAUAUGGUGAUUAUAGUCAUACUUUUGAAUCAGAUCUCUUCUCUUCACCUCUUGAAACUGACAGCAUGGACCCCUUUGGAAUCACCUCUAAAAUAUCUCCAGUGAAGAGCCCCAGCUUUCAGAAAUAA
This is a messenger RNA of Emys orbicularis (European pond turtle), 672 nucleotides long. It is a transcript of the gene FGF19, whose product is annotated as fibroblast growth factor 19. Bases 1 to 672 code for a protein of 223 amino acids. Gene Ontology annotation, biological process: positive regulation of gene expression; regulation of cell migration; positive regulation of cell population proliferation. The record is from RefSeq and is a predicted model, not a curated record. Gene Ontology annotation, cellular component: extracellular region; cytoplasm. The transcript is spliced from 3 exons. Gene Ontology annotation, molecular function: fibroblast growth factor receptor binding; growth factor activity. Lineage: Eukaryota; Metazoa; Chordata; Testudines; Emydidae.